Molecule: messenger RNA, 1729 nt
Organism: Suillus subalutaceus
Lineage: Eukaryota; Fungi; Basidiomycota; Agaricomycetes; Boletales; Suillaceae
Product: MFS general substrate transporter
Exons: 6
Coding region: 248-1576 (442 amino acids)
Biological process (GO): transmembrane transport
Cellular component (GO): fungal-type vacuole membrane
Molecular function (GO): transmembrane transporter activity
Source: RefSeq, a predicted model, not a curated record
GCCUACGUGCGAUCACGUUCCGCGCUGAAGACCGAAAUUACGAGCUUCCUUCCACCAUGCUCAAAAAGAGAUUUGCCUCUUCAUCCGGUAUAUUCGGCGCGAUCCUGUGAAAGCGGUGAUCUGAUCUGCCGCACCGGAAGUCCUUUAUAACGGACACACGAUUAGUUGCCCGUAGUUGUCUGCUGGCACCUUUCUUUCCCUGCUCAUCCUACCUCAACUCUCGUUGUGGUGGUAAACUGUAUCCUCCAUGGAGGACGUGGAGAAGCAAGCGGACUGCUCGUCGCUUCGAGGACCAAGCAUUGAGACGGGUGCAUAUGAAAACCUUAAUCGGCACAGUGCUUUGCAACCUCCUAACGCGCUUUUACUACCCACAAACAUGGAAAAGCCAGAUGCAGGAUGGACUGGUUGGUUGGCUGUCUUCGGAGCAUUCAUGGCCCUCUUCUGUUCGUUCGGUCAAAUGAAUGCUUUCGGAACAUACCAGUCGUGGUAUUUGGGUCAUCAGCUUGCCGGUUAUUCGCAAUUCAGUAUUUCUUGGAUUGGAUCCCUUCAGCUAUGGACUUUUUUCUUCAUGGGAGGACCUAUAGGACGUCUUUUUGACGCCUACGGGCCGUCACCUGUGAUACUAUCUGGAACACUGCUAUUAACUUUCAGCACAUUAAUGACAAGCAUUUCCACGAAGUAUUAUCAAUUCUUAUUGUUCCAAGGCUUCUUCUUUGGCCUUAGUGUUGCGUCGCUCUUCUAUCCCUCUUUAGCAGCGGUCUCGACUCACUUUGAUAAGUACCGUGCAUCGGCUCUUGGCAUUGCAGCCGCUGGCUCUGGUGUUGGUGGUGUCGUUUAUCCCAUUAUGCUCCGCACACUCUUCUCGCGCACUGGUUAUGCAUGGUCGGUUAGAGCAUCGACAUUACUUUCUGUGGCAUGCUGCGUCGUUGCUCUUGCUACCGUAAAGAAAGAGGGUCGUAAGAAAUGCUCCGGAUGGAUAGAUGUCAAGAUGUUCAAAGAUGCAUGCUUCAUGUUGCUCGCUACUGGAUCCUUCUUUAUCUGCCUUGGUAUAUUUACUCCAUUCUUCUAUAUCGUGUGUUACGCCGAGGAUCAAGCACUCGUUUCUCAGCAUACCGCAUUUUACGUUCUGUCAGUAAUGAAUGCUGGAGGUGUAUUCGGCCGCAUCGUUCCCGCGAUCCUCUCUGACAAGAUAGGGCGAUUCAACCUCCUUAUACCCACCUCCUUCUUAGCAGGCCUAUCGUGCCUCAUCUUUUGGAUGCUUGCGAAGACAAUGAUCGCUGUGAUGGGUUUCGCGGCGGUUUAUGGUUUUCUAUCCGGUGCAUUCAUAUCCGUCAUUACUCCAUGCGUCGCACAGAUAUCAGAUAUCAACGAGAUUGGAACUCGAAUAGGUGCAUUGUAUACACUUAUAUCUGUCCCCUCUCUUGUUGGUGGACCCGUCGCAGGAGCUCUUAUUCAAUACCAGGGCGGUUCAUACACUGGAAUGAUUGGGUUAUCGGGAUCAAGCAUCAUCUUCGGGUCAUUAUUUAUUCUAGCCUGCAGGCUCAGGAUAAACCGAGAUAUAUGCGUAAGAGUGUAGCGAGUAGCUCGCACCUCGUGCAACCGUCGUAUCAUUAUUUUCUAAGUUUUACGACUGGGAAAUUUGCAUUGACGACGGCUUUAAUUCUUGUGCUAUGUAUAGUGUAAUUAUUGUAUUUUUAUCAUCACGGAAUGCACAUCUUAGGCGUUAUCA